AUGGACGCUACAAUAUCUGGAAAGGAAGGAGAGAAGCAAACGGCCAAGAAUUCAAGACCUCGCUUCGCAACUCCGCUCCCGCAAUCGCCUCGGUCGGAUAUCUUAGAGUGGCGGUUCCCAGCGCCCUACUCUCAGUAUGUCUUGACAGGUCGCUCACGAGCAGCCUGGCACACCUCUUUUGUCAUCCCGCAGCUCAACCUGCUGCUUGACGCUGGUCUUGUCGUCAACAACCUACGCCCAAAGCAUAUUUUCUUGACACAUGGCCAUAGCGACCACACGCUGCUCGCGCCCUGCUUCGUCACCAGGGCUGAUCGGCCAGACAUUUACUGUCCAAAGGAGAUGGUAUGGGCACUCGAAGCCUUCAUCAGUGCGAAAACUCUCUUGAACAAAGGAGGUCUCAUCAGUGCUGAGGACCUCGAGGCUGCUGCGGACUGGGACGAGGGCGAUGAGGCUGAGGUUGAGGAUCAUCAAGCUCGAGCAUCAAGUCAAAACAAGGGCCAUGCCGGCUCGAUGGACCGCGCACAGGCUGAUAGAGACUGGGACGGCAAAGGCAUACGCCCGAAGGGCCGGACAUCACUGGACACGCAUGUGAUGCACGGCCUCACCGACGGCGAGACCAUUGCGCUGAGACGGGCCCCAACCUUUACGGCAACCGCUUUCGCAUGUGACCACACGGUACCUUGUCUCGGCUACGUCUUUGGGUUGAAUUCGAGGCGGUUGCGGCCCGAAUAUCGUGAUCUUCCGGGCGCUAAACUCAAGGAGCUGCGGCAGGCCCAAGGUGCCGAGGCCAUCACUGCGCCGCACCUGACGCCAUUGUUCGCAUUUCUAGGAGACACGACUGCAGCAACAUUGGCAGCGGGUCCAGACUGGCUUCAGGGCGGGAUCCCCGUAGUCAUCACCGAGUGCUCCUUCUUGUUCGAAGAGCACCGGGCCCAGGCCGAGAAGACCAAGCACACCCUAUGGGCAGACCUGGAGCCUGUGGUACGCCGGUUUCCCCGCACGACAUUUGUGCUUGUGCAUUUCAGUAUGAGAUACACCGAAGAUAGCGUCCGACGCUUCUUUGCCGAGUUGCCGGACCCUCCUACCAAUAUUGUCGUCUGGGCGGAUGGCGAGGGGGAUGCCGACGUGGAGGCAAGCGGUGCAGCCUCGUGA
Messenger RNA from Pyricularia pennisetigena, 1152 nucleotides. RefSeq lists its product as uncharacterized. The record is from RefSeq and is a predicted model, not a curated record. The transcript has a single exon. Bases 1 to 1152 code for a protein of 383 amino acids. Lineage: Eukaryota; Fungi; Ascomycota; Sordariomycetes; Magnaporthales; Pyriculariaceae.